AUGUAUACUCGACAGAAAACAAAUGUCUUCACCUCUUACUUCUGGUAUCAACAUAGACUGAGCCAUCAUAGUCGCCUAGGCCCUGCUACAGUGCACAGUGCACGUAGCCGCGAACACUCAUACUCACACAUUCGCGUCGUACCGCAUACGGAUACUUGCAGCACACUCCACGAGGAGCUUCCAGUAUUUCAAUCACCGUCACUACAGUUCUCCCCACCACACGAACUGCAGAACCUUCCCGUCAAAGAAGUCUACACGGAGUCCCAGGAAGCGCGCCUACCAACGUUUGCUGACAUGGCACGACGCUAUAAUCACAAGGACCAUCACAACGGACUUCCACAGCUAAAUACCAACACUGGCUUGCCUAUGGGGUUCGUCAAGCUACAGCCAACCCACAAAAAAUCCAGUGGGACGUGGCGCUCGAUGCAGGCGAGCGAUACAGACGAGAAUGAACACGAUCACGUAUUCGGAAGACUGCCUGACCCGAUCCAUCUACACGAAAAGACAGGUACCUUCGACGGGCAAGUCCUCUUCGUCGGUCACCCGAACAGAGAUGUCUCGGCUCAUCAGUGGUCGUCCGCAUCGUUUCAAUGGGUCAACAUUGGACGGUACGCCCACUCGUGCAGCAGGAUUGAGGGGUCUCUUGCCUCCGAUUGUGUUCAGGGAUAUGCAAUGACUUAUGAUUCAUUGCAAUCUUUCAAGCUGGCAGCCCACAACCGUGAAAAGCACAUUGUAGAAAACGGCCGACCACAAGAGACAUCCAGCGAAGAACUUCACUCGACAAACAUGGAGACCGUGCGAGCAGUCCCGUCAUCUAAUGCUCCAAGUUCGAUCGCACCAUCUGAGUUUGUAGCAGACGACUACAAACAAUCAGCAUCAUCAUCGCUACACGGUGCAGUCCGUAAAGAUCACUUGGACGACCCGUUCGUUGCUUACACGAAGCCAUACACUCCGAACACCCAACCAACAGCGCGCUCUCUGUAUCAUCUUCCAGGCCCUACGGUGGCGAACCCGCAUCAGAUGAAACCAGUCCUGAGUCCCUCCAUCCAUCCAUAUAUGAAACCACCUCGGAUGACCCAUACCACGGAAGCAAGCGGCUCGAACGCAACGGUUAUGAGCGCCACUGCUGUUCCACUGAGCUUUAGCGAUCCCGAUGGCACCAGGACCACACAAGAGUAUGUGCCCGUAAACGGACUUGGUCGACAGGCACCCACUGUGCAGAACUUCAGGGGACCUUUCUUCACGGACACGAUACCAACUACAAGUGAUCCUACCGCUUUGCUAUCAGUCCACAUCAGCGAGGAAGAGAAGCUGUUGAGUUGGUUCCAUGACGGACACCGACCUGCUCGACAACAAGAGUAUGCCAGGACUUUAGUUUCAGCAGCAGUAUCCAGUGACAGGUAUCGAUCCUCUAUGAUAGCCCAAGGAAGCAUCACAAAACAGGCCGAGGAAAGAUAUGCGAACACUUUCGCCUUUGUUCGCGUCUACGAGACGCUCUCAGAGUAUGCUGAAGAGCUUCGCAGCGACAGUGGACGAUCAUAUUUCACGCGAAAUUGUAAACUAUAG
Messenger RNA from Pyrenophora tritici-repentis Pt-1C-BFP, 1566 nucleotides. Lineage: Eukaryota; Fungi; Ascomycota; Dothideomycetes; Pleosporales; Pleosporaceae. The record is from RefSeq and is a predicted model, not a curated record.